Molecule: messenger RNA, 5527 nt
Organism: Biomphalaria glabrata
Lineage: Eukaryota; Metazoa; Mollusca; Gastropoda; Planorbidae
Product: monocarboxylate transporter 3-like
Exons: 8
Coding region: 2725-4638 (637 amino acids)
Biological process (GO): transmembrane transport
Molecular function (GO): monocarboxylic acid transmembrane transporter activity
Source: RefSeq, a predicted model, not a curated record
UCUGUCAUGUUUGGCUACUUUUUUUUUUUAGAAACCAACUUAUAUUUUACAACGAAACACCCAGGAAAAAACGCCUUUCACAUUUUGGAACCGGGUAUUGAGUAGGCAGUCGCCCCAUUUCACAAGCUGGUGUCAAUAUGACAUGGCCCUAAGUGUUAGUUGCUAUUGCUAAACUCCUCUCCUUUACUGAGGAAACUUGCCGUGACCACACUAAAUUACAGCAGUGUCAAUUCAAUAACGUUAUUCCGCUUCUUUUCGUUGAAAAGAUUUAAAUUGAGGUGGCUUCAUGGUUAAUCAACCUCUAGCUUGUGUGAAUACUUAUACUGUACCUGUACACUGGUCGUUACCGUAGCAGUUAUUUUUGUCUGUCUAGCCAUUAAUUUUCCAGGGUGUGAAAGGAACUAGAUCUAGUAAAAUGUUAGUCUAUAGGACACGAAGCAACACCAAAAAGAAAUGUGCUCCAAUUGUUAGACCAUUAUAUGAAGUAUGCGAAAGAUUAUCGGGUGUCUUGGUAAUAUUGUUAUUAAUGUCGGCUCCGACAGGCAGUGGCCUAAAAUGAGAAAAUCUCCUGAAUGAAUAUUUUAUACAAUGUUCCUGAAAUAUUAAACUGCCUAACCUUCACCUAUCCUUAAGUCUGUUGGGCAGACCACACAAGAGUUGUCGACAUCUUUCUCCAUUCCUAUUUGUCUUGGAUAUACCCCUCUUUCAAUGGCUGGCAGGCCUGUGCAUUUUAUUUCCCAUCACUUUGUCUGCUGCUUCUUUUUCCUGGUACUGUUCUCUGAAGGUAGGUCUUUGCAAGCCCCGAAGACCUUGUAACAUGACCAUAGAGUUUUUUUUUUUCACAAUAGUUAGGUCAUCGUGGGGUCCAAUUGCUUUUUAUCGUAACCCUUCUCCAAGCUCUUCGUUUGUGAUGCGGUCUACUUUGUUACUAAGGAUUUUGGUGUCAAGCGCUAUGCUUUUGUCUUUCCAUAUUGCUUUUUGUUUUGUAAUUGCUGCUGUAAAUUGUGCAAUUCAGGUCAGUGCUGGUAGACAGUACUGAUUUGAUUUUGAUUUUAAGCACAUCGGAACAAUUUAGGCCAUGUCGUGCCUGCAUUCCCUUAAGGACUACCGGUAUCUCUCUCUCUCUACAUAACAAGGGCUAAAUUCUAUACAGUUAAAUCAUUAAAAUCAAGGUCUAUUCACAGUUAAAAUAGUAAAGGUAGCAGAAAUUUAAUAAUUUGGUAAAAAUCUAAUGUAAAUAGUGCAUGUUCACAAAUUCAUAAAUCAGAUCUUCGUAGACAACCCCACUUCCCGGAUAAAGCCCAGUACCUUCCCAGGGUCGACAUUGUAGUAGUACUACUAGUAGGCUUCAUCCUACACACUUAGUGAUCAUAAGGGCUCAUAAGGCCUAUAUUUCUUACAAGGAUAUAGAGCAUGCGUACAGAUAUCGAUAUUUUAUCAAACUUAACAAUGAUUUUGAGAACAAGUAGACCUAGAAUUAGAUACCCAACGUGAUAUACAAUUUGUGGGCUGGAUUGUAAAGAAACGUUUGGGCCGAUAAUGUAGUUUGUGCAAUCUAUGAUUUACCGGUACUUAGUAAAGAUCUAUAGCCUAUCUACACGAUUCACACAUUGAAAGCUAAGUUUUAAGAUUAAUUAAUCUUGCCUUUUUUUAAUUACAAUACCUCAAGUCUUACAUUCCGAUUGGGUUUUAUGUUCCAAUAAAAAAAAUAUCUAAUAUUCAUUAGUUAAGAGCAAAAUAAUCGCUCUAUUGUCAAAUGAUUUUUUUAUGUGUAAAAGAAGGUAAUGUCUUUUAAAGAUUUUUUUCUUUUGUAACCACCGGGGUAGCCUACUUGGGUUUAUGGAUGUGCUGUGUAUGGUAUCGAUAAUCUAAAUACGCGCACUAUGGUAUGGCACGGUAUUCUGGAAACAAUGUUGACAAUAUAAAUUAAGUCUUUGAUCCAGAUUUUAAAUGUUAUUGUGCAUUAAUUAUAUAUUAUUUACCGGCAUAAAAUACCCGGUAAUUAUAUAUUAUAACCUAUUAUGAAUCUAAAAAAAAAAAAAAAAUAGGGCGGGGGGUCAUAACAAGGUACCGUAGGCCUUGUAUCAAAAUAAUAUCUCGAGUUGGAACAAUGAGCACUGACCCAUAAAUGUAAUGGCAUAUUAACUUGUGAUUAACGCAUAGCUCUUCUCUCUGUACCGGUACGAAUUUGGCUCACAACAGACACAGUCGACACAGAUUAACUGAGAUUAUCAUUAUGUUGAUUAGAUCUAGAAUCUAGAUCAUACUAGAUGUAGAUCUAUAUAUAGAUCUAGAUCUAUUUAGAGUAGAUCAUCUAGAUGAGAUCUAUUCAAAUUGAAUCAUCAUUUUCAUAUCUAGACUAGAGCCUACUAGAGCUAAGAGUAAGAGUCAGUCUAGAAACUAGAUCCUCAUGGCUCAGCCUCAUCCAUUCAAAAUCAACAAUAAUCAUGACAUCAUCAUCAUGGACAUGGUUACAUUUUACAUGAUGAUCAUCUGAUUGAAUAUUAUUAUUUAUUAUAUUGAUGAAUCUUUCCAUUGUUGACAAUGACGACUCUAGUCACGUCUAGUGUCUCUAGACUGUCAUUAGUGAUGCUUAGUGAAGUUGACUCAGCAGAGUUAGAAUACUCAGACUCAAGUCUCAAAUUAUUGAAUUUCUCCAGUCAUAGUUACGAUCCUAAAGUAUGACCUGACUGUCAAAUGUUUUGACAUGUAAAGUUAGACCUCAUGGCUAGCAAAGAUGAGCCCCAAGGCCAUUGUAGCACUUAUUGCAAUGAUGGUACCAGUCACUGCCAUGAUGUCAAAGUAACCCAAGAUGCUCACCACUACAAUGAGGGCAUUAAUCACAGCACAGGUGUCAAUAACUGCCAGGAUGUUUGUCAGUGCAGUGACACUGAACUCAAUGAUGGCACCUGUCACUGCUAUGACUUAAAUAUCUGCCAUGACAUUUGCCAGAGACAUGGCCCAAGUCAUCCCAAAAAUGACACUUAUCAUUGCCACAACACAAACUCCCACCACAGUGACACCUGUCAUUGCCAUGGUGACAGCAGCAUCCAUGACACCUGUCAGUGCAGUGGCAAUGUGGGGAACAAUUACAUCAGUCGUCCUGACUGCUAUCAUGAAAUCAGCGGCCAAGCUUCUGAUAGACCUUAUGAAUCAACAGAGAGCAUGCCCAUUUUUGGAAAAUACAUUCUCUUGCUCUGUGGGACUGUCACAUUUGGCCUGUCCAUCUCGCUGCCUAUUUCUUUAUCAGUAAUGUUCCUCGAAUGGCAAGAUGCCUUUCAAGUUACCAGAGCUCACACGGCUGCUGUACACUCCACUUGUAUUGGGAUUAUAUUUUCUGGAGGAAUUAUUGCUGGAUUCCUUAUGGAUAAGUUUGGCGCUCGAGCAACAUGCCUGAUUGGAUCUUUUCUUGCUUCCUUUGGACUCUUUUUGGGAUUUUUUGCUACCAACAUAGACUUCCUCAUAGCCACCACUGGGGUUUUGACAGGAUCUGGUUUUUGUUUGCUUCAGCUGCCAUGUAUGCCUUGUAUUUCCAAACCAUUCACCAAAUACAGAAGUCUGAGUAUAUCUGUUUGUUCCUUUGGUGCUGCAGCCAUGAACCUAAUAUUUCCUCACAUGUAUAGACUUCUUAUUGAGCACUUCAGCUGGCGAGGUGCCUAUCUCAUUAUUAGUGGUCUGGCUUUCAACACUUGUGUCACAAGUUUCAUCAUGACAUCAACAGUCAGAAUUAAAAAAUGUGUGCCUCCUGCACCCUGUGAGGAAAAGUUACUUUUUCAUGUCAAAGAUAUUCACUACAGCAAAACUGCAGAGAAUGGUAGCGAUGGUGACUGUGUAAAUGUCAGCCACAAUUUUGAAUUUGCAGUUGAUAAGAAAUCAGAGCCAAAUUUAGAUUUGAUUGCUUUGUGCAUUGAAGAGAAAACAUCUCAGAACAUAGGGAGAAAUAGCAUUCAAGUUGUUAGAGAAAUGGAUUCCCCAGGCAAUCAAAAGACUACUGUAGUUUCAUUUGUUAGAGCUAAAAUGUCAAAAUUGUUAGUUUAUUUACAAGGCUCAGACUGGAACUUCUUACGUGACCCAGUGUUUCUUCUAUAUUUACUGUGUCUUGGCAUUACCCUUGGCAGUUUAUUUGCUUGCUUUGUUCUUUUGAUGGAUGUGGCCAGGACUAAAAAUUAUGACCGUUCAACUGGAGCCAUAUUUAUACUGACUGCCUCUGUGGCUAACAUAGGUGGGAGAUUUGUGGUCUGCCUUUUGAACUUGUCACAGCGGUGUCACAGCUUCGUAAUCUUGUGUGCGUUUGGCGGCAUAGCCAGUGUUGCCAUGAUACUUCUUGGCUUUAUCACAGACUAUGUCUACAUUCUGAUCUGUCUGGUCUUCAUAGGUGGUGGCAUUGGUGGGAUGGUCAGCAUCUAUCCCAAAUGUGCACUGGACAUUAGCAUGGCCUGCUCUGGAUCAUAUCCUCUGGCCUUAGGGGUCACCUGCACGAGUGAAGGGAUCUUUGACUUUAUUGUUCCUGUGGCUAUAGGCUACAUGGUAGACGUUUCAGACAACUACAUCCUGCCUCUGACAGUUCUCGGCUGUCUAUCUCUUCUCAUGAUGUCUGCACUUAUGGUAGUAUUUUGUAUCCAGCGCUGGAAACAGUGAUAAAUAAUUUUAUAUACUUGGGACAAGAUUUUGUUCCUGGCAUUAAUUUAGAGUUGUGAUAUUGGCUAUGAACCAUGUGUUAUAGUUGGUUAUCAUCUUUGUUAUCAAACCAAAUCCAGUUCACAUUGAAUAGUUAUUUUUACUUUAACAUGCAUUUUGUUGCAAAUAGUUUUUGUCCUUGUAAUUACUUUGAGUUGUCAUAUUGGCUGUUUACCACAUUUAUAUUUAUUGUUAUUUUACUAUAUCUAAAGACUUUAAAUAGUUUCUUAAAAAAAGGGUUUUACUGUCCAUAAAAUUCUAUUUAGUCAGUGAAAAACAGAUAUUUUUUACCAUAUACUGUACUGUGUUCUUUAAAGUGUAAGUGGCCCUUCAUUUUCUGUAGGUCUUAUAUAUAUAUAUAAUAUAUAUAUAAUAUAUAUAUAUAUAUAAUUAUAUUACUGUACACAUUUUUACAUGGAAUGUUUUGAGGUGUUAGAAUGAAUAAAUUUAGUUCUGUAUUACCCAAUAUGCACUAAAUAUUUGUACAUAUUAACAGAUUUCCAGUUAUUAUAAAAAUGGUUUGGCAUUGUUCUUAAGUUAGAAGGUAAGGGUUUCUAUGUGCAAAGUAGGCUCACCUGUGACCUAUAUAUUUUGCUUCAUAACUAUACUGAAAGUAUAGUAAUGUUGUAUACUGCGUGAAUAAUGUUACUCUGACAUGCAGCUUAUCCAUUAUACACAGACAUGUAACUAACUUGAAAAUUGUACAUAGAUUUUAAAUAGUUUAAAUUUUUAUAUAUUUGUUAUACCCUUCAGUUCUGAAUUUAUAGCUAAUAUACUGAGAAAAACAAACACCACCACAUCAUUUUAACAUACUAAAUGAUUUAAAGUGAUACAUUUAGAUCCAUGCGUU